AUGGCUCCGGUCGCGAAGCUGGCCUACGGGCUCUACUUGCUGGGGUCCCUGUCCCAAGGCAUACUGGCGAGUCCCUUGUCUGGUUUAAGCAGCGAGGAGCCGGCUCAGGUCCUGCUGGCUGAAUCCCAGGACUCGCUAAAUGCCCCGGCCGAUGAUACCAUCCUCGUGGAGUCUGACUCUGAAGAAGAGGGACUGCUCCCACCCUCGUGGUGGACCUCAACUCUAAUGGCCCGCCGCCUUCUCGCCCUCUCUACAUCCGGCGUGGCCUCUACAAUUUUCCCCGACCACUUACCACCAUACAGCCGCACGCCCGACACCGUCGCCGGCCACUCGGUCAGUUUGAAAGAGUACUUCGCCGACUGCGACGAGGCACUCCCCGCCGAGUCCGGCAACGGCGGAGACGGCAACCCAACCUUUCUGGCCCUGCACGUGGCAACAACCUUCCGCAACACCGCCGCCGGAUCCAACAUCUCGCUGUCCAUCGACUGGUGGGACCACCUCAACCAGACCACGCCUGUUUUCCCGGGCUUCCCGCUCAGCCCGGCGGGUCUGCCGCGGGUUACGCUGUUCGGAUACAUUGAGCCCUUUGCGACGCCGGUGCCGGCGGAGACGGAGAAGGCGUUGAAGGAGUGUUAUACUGCUGCUCAUCCUGACUCGAGUGUUUGGCUGCCUGGAAGGCCGGGGUCCCCGCAUUCGAGCUUCUGGGCCAAGAUGGUUGUGACUCAGGUCUACUGGAUCGGAGGAUUUGGGGGCCUGCAGCAGAUUGGGUGGUUUGAUAUGGAUCAGUGGAGAGGAAUUCGACGGAAGGGGAGCUUGCCUGGCGUUGGGGAUGGACGGGGGUGGGAGGAUGUGAGGCUUCCGGGGGAGAAUUAG
Molecule: messenger RNA, 873 nt
Organism: Aspergillus mulundensis
Lineage: Eukaryota; Fungi; Ascomycota; Eurotiomycetes; Eurotiales; Aspergillaceae
Exons: 1
Coding region: 1-873 (290 amino acids)
Source: RefSeq, a predicted model, not a curated record